Saccostrea cuccullata (small rock oyster) is the source of this 880-nucleotide messenger RNA. RefSeq lists its product as uncharacterized. The transcript is spliced from 5 exons. NCBI's taxonomy places the organism in Eukaryota, Metazoa, Mollusca, Bivalvia, Ostreida, Ostreidae. The coding region runs from base 46 to 786 and encodes 246 amino acids. Gene Ontology annotation, molecular function: chitin binding. Gene Ontology annotation, cellular component: extracellular region. The record is from RefSeq and is a predicted model, not a curated record.
CGUGUUUUGGCAAGUUAUGUCACAGUGGAAUCAGACGGGACCAAAAUGAAGGCUUUCUGUUUUUUGGUUGUUGUUGGGGUUGUUUGCGCUGCUCCAGGAAGAGAAAAGCGACAGCUCAACCUUGGGAUGAACCACUGCAACUUUCAGGCCGCCAACCCGUGCACUGCCAGUAAGACAACCAGCCAAGUGUUCUACCCUCAUCCGAACGACAACACAAAAUUCAUUCAGUGCAAUGCUCUGGGAGAGAUGUACAUUAUCCAGUGUCCCUCUGGAAAGCUUUAUAACCCUGCAACUGUAUCCUGUGUGUCAAGGAACUUUAUUCCACAUGGAACAGGUGGGGGACAAAUAACUGUGGCUCUCGGCAGCAACCCUUGCACACAGCAAAACAUCGCUCGCGGGAACUUGUACUUCGCAAUCGCUGGCGACACUCAUAAAUUCAUUGAGUGUGACCUGUUGGGAAAUGCCAACCAGCUGACUUGUCCUUCCCUGCUGGUGUGGGAUCAGACACGUCUUUCAUGUGUUUACAGCUUCCAGAGCGGUCAGCCAUUACCCACACCAAACACCGCCAUUUUACCAAGUACCGGGGUCACAACAAACCCUUGUAAAAACGCUGUUGUCACCACUGGAAACUCCCAGUUUUUCUCACAUCCCGACCCAUCCAAAUUCAUCCAGUGUGACAUCGCCGGAGACGCCUAUGUUUUGUCUUGCCCGUCUGGUCUUGUUUGGAACGAGUUCAGUACAACAUGUGUGUCUCCAUAUACUCAAGCUGUGGGCACACGCCCAUAGAGAAUUGUACUGAUUAUGGAAUCUCUUACCUGGACACAGUUAAACCCCUUGUUUAUAUAUUUUUACAUGAAUUUACUAUUAAAUAAUUGAAUUU